Bombus huntii is the source of this 1490-nucleotide messenger RNA. Its product is annotated as E3 SUMO-protein ligase NSE2-like. Gene Ontology annotation, molecular function: zinc ion binding; SUMO ligase activity. NCBI's taxonomy places the organism in Eukaryota, Metazoa, Arthropoda, Insecta, Hymenoptera, Apidae. Gene Ontology annotation, biological process: protein sumoylation; double-strand break repair via homologous recombination. The transcript is spliced from 6 exons. Gene Ontology annotation, cellular component: nucleus; Smc5-Smc6 complex. The coding region runs from base 376 to 1005 and encodes 209 amino acids. The record is from RefSeq and is a predicted model, not a curated record.
UAUUUUAGAUAUUUAAUAUUUUAUACAAAAAAGUUAUAAUCUUCAUCUUUAAAUCUGAUACAAAUAUAAAUUAAGAUAAAGAUAUAAAUCAUAAAUCACAAACUAUAUACUAUGUAUAUAGUAUAAUGUACAUACUAUAUGUAGCGUCAUAUUUUACUAUUGUCAUGUAUAAUAUGUAUAUUCUAAACUACGUAGUAGUAAACUACGUAGCAAAUAAUUGAUAAUUUCUUUCAAAGUAAAUUAAGUUACGUGCAAGAAUAAAUAAUACUCAUCGUGAAAGUAUUUGUAUAAUAUAAGUAUAAUCAGGUAUAAUAUAAAAAUUUUCUGAAAUAUAAGAAAUACAAUUAGAAAGAUAUUGGAGAAAUAUUAUUAAGAAUGACGCAAUCUCAACAAAUAAUUGAAGAAUUAUAUGAUUCUUACACAAAAACUGCUGCUAAUAUUAUUGUUUAUUAUGAAGGUAAUGAAAUGGACGAGAAGUUAAAAGAACUAAAAUGUAUAGUAAACAACAAUAGCGUUCAAGAUAAAAAGUUAAAGUUAUUCAGGGAAAGAAAGAAUCAAUUAUUAAAUUUAAAUAAUGAUGAUGGUAAUAAUGACAAUCAUAUGGAGCAGAGUGAUACUGAAAACCGCUUGAAUGAAUAUAGACUAAUUCUCUCUAAGACUGAUAAUGAUACAUUGAAAGAUGAUAAACUUAUAGAAUUUGAUAAACAUGUAGAAGCACUGCUAGAUGGAGUAGCACAGAAAGAAAAUGAUACAGAUGCAGAAAUACAGUUAAAAGGGGGCUAUGUAAAUGUAAUUGACCCAAUCUCUAAGAAGAGAAUUGUGGAUCCUGUGAAGAAUACUAUAUGUGGUCAUACUUAUGAUCAAGAAAGUAUUAUGCAGUUAUUGAAAAUUAAUAAGAAGACAAGGUGUCCUGUUAUAGGUUGCAAAAGUACAGAAUUUGUACAACUUUCGCAACUUCGUCCAGACAUUGUAACGAAAACAUAUCUAGAGAAACAUCCAGAAUAAGGUUUUGUGAUAUAUGUAUUACAAAUUAAAUAUUUAAAUGAUACAAUAUUUUGCAACAUGAUAAAUAUAACCUAAGAUUUAAUGUUUACACAUCAUUAAAACAAAAAUAAAAACUGCACAUGAUGUUUCAUGUAUCUGAAUACAACACGUGAUUUAAUGUGGCAUAUUUCGCAUUGCAAACAUAUUUUUGUGAUUAAAAACUCUGUAAGAAUAUUGGCUUAGAGCCAAAUCAUUGUUAUGAGAACUUAUUUUAGGUAACAAAUAGCAAUUUAAAAGUGUAUCUUUUAGAGUAGUAUAGAUAUAGCGUAUUUUUUAUCAAAUAAAUUGAAUGUAUAAUUUAUGUUUAUCAAACUAUUAUCAAAAGAAAAUAUUUUUAUAUAAAAGAUUAUAAAAUAAAUUUCUCAUAAAAUUUCUAUGUCUUUCAUAUUUUUAGAGAACAAUGUAUAGUACACAUAGUACCAAUAAAUUAUUGAAAACGAAGCAAC